UGGUUUGCGAUUAUAAUUUGCACUUUGUCUAGACCCACAGCAGCCGUAUCGCUAAGAUUGAGCUAUUUAUAAUACUACAAUAAUGGCGAUCCAUUUAUUUUAAAACUACGAUUGGUAGACUUCUUAAACAUUUCCGAAUAUUGGAUCAGAAUUUUACAUGUAUAAUUACCAUGAACUAUAUUAUGUGCAUAAUUUACAUAGAUAAAGCAAUUAGAAGUACUUAAGUAUCCCAUAAAACUACGAAUAGAGAAUCAUCGAACAUUUAAUUUGUGACUCCGUAUUCCCCCGUUGCGUAUAGUCACGUUCAUAACUUGUACGAGUAUUUUACUAAAAAUAUUUUAACCUAGUUUAAACAAAAAAAAACAUAACAUAACUAUACUCGUACAUACUUAAAUGAGUAAAUAUAUAUUUUAUCUUUGGACAAAUUUCUCAUCCUUAAGUAAGCAACUAGGGAAUCGAACCCGGGACCUCUCGGCAUAGUAGUCCGUUCGACAAAGAAAGACAAGCGAGAACAUUGUAAGUACACCAAGCUAGUUAUUCAGGAACUGAAAAGUUGCAAAACGGGAAAUAUUAUUCAAACCAUUUUCACGCGUACGAAGUCACCGGCACAGCUAAGUAAGUAGUGAAAUUAUAAUAAAUUUUCAACAAAAAUAGACUAAUGCUGUCGACUGUACUUCAUGGAAAAAACAAGGACAAAAACAGACAAAAAUUAAGUAGGUAUACUUACAUACAUCGUACAGUUAAUUUACUUCCUCAGUUGUUCAAAUACAAACUUUAGUCUUUCCUAUUUAAUAUUUAUUUAAUUAAACGAAAAUUAUAUAAAAGUUGGUUACUUUUGGCAUUGUACAGUGCUGAGUCUGACUUCGUAACGACUUAAAUACGACAUAUUUUUGGGGUGAGUAUGAAAAGAGAAUAGUUAAAUGAUGGGAAGUGACUAAAAAGAAUUGUUAUGGGGCUCUACCUCGAAAUAAAUCACAAUAAUAACCACCGUUCGUAACAAUCUUCGGGUCGUUAAAAAAACUUGAAUUUGACAGGUUUUCAGAUUACAAAAAUACAGACCUUCAAUACAAACUCUUCAUAAUAAUUUAGUGUUUAGGUCUCUCCAACCUGUCUGUGUAUAGAAUUCACUGCACACCUGGCGGCCGUGACGUCACAUCGACGCUCUGGUACGAACUGGACGUCCUCCUGUAGUCUCCACUACAGGACUCUUGCAGUGGAGACUGUGAUCUGAUGAUUAUUAUUUUCUUCUAAUUACACCUUUUCCCAUUUCAUUUGGGGUCUAUAUCAAUAUCCUGAUGUCUUUUUACUAUAGUUACCGACAACCUAAGCCGCAGAGUCAACAUGGUGGACGCAGCGCUAGGGUUAGCUGGGCUGAAGACAAUCCAAGCUACGUUGAGUGCACUGUCGCUACUUCAUUUGACGUCCCAUCGAUUCCCGCCUGCAGCCUCACUUACAGGAAACCUAGAGUUUGACUAUGUGGUGAUCGGAGGGGGUACAGCAGGCAGCAUCGUUGCCAGCCGGCUGUCUGAAGACCCUAAUGUCACCGUGGCCAUCAUAGAAGCUGGAGGUGACCCUCCUCUUGAAUCCGUGCUUCCAGGCCUCUUCACGCUACAGCCGUUAGCCAGUUAUGACUACAAUUACCUAGCUCAAAACAAUCACUACACAUCCCAAAACAUCAUGAAGCAUAAGCCCGGUAUGACCGCUGGCAUGAUGCUUGGAGGAACCAGUGCCAUGUCCCACACUUUUCACUUAAGAGGAAACCCUCACGACUUCGAGAAAUGGGCAGAAGUGGCAGGAGAUGACUCCUGGAACUACGACGGAAUGUUGCCAUACUUUAUUAAAAGUGAGAGGAUUAACGAUGCUGAAAUUCUCAACGGACCUACCGCAGACCUCCACGGAACCACUGGCAACAUCGGCCUGACCAGACAAUUCGAUAACACCAACAACGACUACAUUGAGGCCUUCAAAGAAAUAGGAUACGAUUACAACCCUGAUGUCAACAGCAAUAAUAACCUAGGAGUAAGUUAUCCAUACCACCUUAUCUUUGAUGGGACGAGACAAGAUGGCGCCGAGUCGUACCUCAGUCCCGCAAAAAACAGGGACAACCUUUACGUUUUUAAACAGACGACAGCGACGAAAAUCAUCUUUGAUGACGACAAGAACGCAGUAGGAGUGCAAGUGACCGCCGGCUUGUUCAAGAAGGCCACGAUAAAAGCGACUAAAGAAGUUAUACUGGCCGCAGGAGUAGUCAAAUCUCCUCAACUGCUGAUGUUGUCUGGUAUAGGGCCAGCUUCACACCUAAAAACCUUCAAUAUUCCAGUCCUAUCUGAUUUGCCAGUGGGGCAGAACUUGAGAGAUCGCGUAGGAUUAGUCGUUCCUUUCAAAAUGCAGGCUUCAAGCGCUCUCACUCCUAUAUCAGACCCUACCAAAUUCCCUGUGCCAGUGACAGUAGGCUACAAAGCUUUGAACGAGUCGCAAUCGUAUCCAGAUUUUCAGACACUCAAUUUAGUAUUUCCUCACGAUUCCUCAGGCCUUCUGAUGAUCUUAUCCAACGUGGUCAAAUACGAAAAUGACAUCGUUGACAGAAUUUACAGCAAUAAUAAAGGCCAUGACUUGUUACUGGUGACAGUCAGCAGUGGGCAUCCAGAAUCGACUGGAGAACUUCUUUUAAAGAGUAAAGACCCAUCUGACACCCCGUCUAUUUCUUCAGGACACUUCAGUAAUCCGAAAGACUUGGACCAAAUGGCUGAGUUCUUGCUAGAUUUAUCCAGGCUAGUGAACACGACGUACUUCAAGAAUGUUGGGGCGGAGCUGGUGGAUCUCAAUUUGAAGGAAUGCAGGAACAUUCAGAAGAAUACUGUUGAGUUUUGGAAAUGUUACGCCGUGGGUAUGUCCUCAACUUUUUGGCAGUACUGUGGAUCAUGUUCCAUGGGGUCUGUGGUGGAUUCCAAGUUGAAGGUCAAUGGUGUAAGAGGUCUAAGAGUGGUAGACGCUAGUGCCAUGCCUUCUCUGAACAGCGGUGAGAUUCUAGCAGCUGUAAUUGCCUUUGCUGAGAAAGCUGCUGAUUUGAUCAAGGAUGACUUUGACUCAUAGGUCUUGAAAAAAUAUCUAUGAA
Molecule: messenger RNA, 3115 nt
Organism: Ostrinia furnacalis (Asian corn borer)
Lineage: Eukaryota; Metazoa; Arthropoda; Insecta; Lepidoptera; Crambidae
Product: glucose dehydrogenase [FAD, quinone]-like
Exons: 3
Coding region: 1342-3093 (583 amino acids)
Molecular function (GO): flavin adenine dinucleotide binding; oxidoreductase activity, acting on CH-OH group of donors
Source: RefSeq, a predicted model, not a curated record